Messenger RNA from Lethenteron reissneri (Far Eastern brook lamprey), 6200 nucleotides. It is a transcript of the gene ENDOV, whose product is annotated as endonuclease V. Lineage: Eukaryota; Metazoa; Chordata; Hyperoartia; Petromyzontiformes; Petromyzontidae. The record is from RefSeq and is a predicted model, not a curated record. Gene Ontology annotation, molecular function: single-stranded RNA binding; RNA endonuclease activity producing 5'-phosphomonoesters, hydrolytic mechanism. Gene Ontology annotation, cellular component: cytoplasm; nucleolus. Gene Ontology annotation, biological process: DNA repair.
AAAUGCGGACUUCCUGAACGAGUCGUUGCUGCGAUGGAGGAGGAGGAGAGAGACGAGGAAGGGAGAGGCGAGGGGGGGAGUGACGAGGGGGGGGGGCGGAGAGGAGAGGCUGAGAGGGACGAGUGGGAGAGGGAACAGGAGGAGCUGCGUGUCUCCCUGCUGGAGACGGACACGGAGCGAUGGGCGCAGGGAGAAGACCUCGCCGCGUGCGGGCUGCGUCUCCUUGCCGGCUGCGACGUCUCCUACCUCGCAGCUCACCCAGACGUCGCCUGCGCCACCCUGGUGGUGCUCAGCUUCCCAGAGCUCGAGGUGGUGUACGAAGACUCGCGGCUGGUCGACCUCUCCGCCCCCUACGUGCCGGGGUUCCUCGCGGCGCGCGAGUCGCGCUUCGUCCUCGACGCCGUCCUCCGUCUCCGAGAAACGCGGCCGGAGCUCGAGCCCCAGGUGAUGAUGGUUGAUGGCAAUGGCAUCUUACAUCACAAGGGGUUUGGCCUGGCGUGCCACCUGGGCGUGCUGGCCUCCCUGCCGUGCGUCGGGGUGGCCAAGGACCUGCUGCAGGUGGACGGCCUCCAGAAGGACGACGCUCACCGACACAAGAUCAAGGCUCUGAAUGGAAAAGGAGACACAUUCCCACUCGUCGGGAAUUCUGGAAAGAUUCUGGGAAUGGCUGUACGCCCCUCGUCUCUCUGCUCUAACCCUGUGUACGUGUCGGUGGGACACCGCGUGUCCCUGGAGACGGCGGUGAGGCUGACGCUGGCCUGCUCCAAAUUCCGCGUGCCGGAGCCAAUCCGCCAGGCAGACAUUCGCUCCCGGGAAUUCCUGCGUGAGAGAUUCCCCAUUCCGCAACCCCGGCUUCCACGAGGGUCGAAGGAAGACAAAGAAGAAGAACAGGGGGAGGAGGAGGAGACGACAAAGAAGAAGAGUAGUCGUAGUUAGGAAUUCCUGGGAAAGUCGCCACCGCUCCGUGGCUCUGCAAAAACCUCGACUUCCUCGGAGAUGCGGGAAGUGCUUUAGCGUGCGGGCGAGGGUUGGGGCCUCCGUACCCUCGCUUGCGUGCGUUUACGUGCCUUGCCCCCCCCCCCCCCCCCCCCCCCCCCCGUUGGCCUUCGCCACGCGGCCUGUUUGGUCUCUCACUCAACUUUGCCGUCGCCAGGAUUCGAAGCCCUUGCCACCCUCGGACUCGGGCGGUCGCCCUUCCCCACUGGUGGCGGCGUUGCGUUGUGACGUCAUCGCGCUGUGACGUCACCGCGAGAUUUCGCGACGUCAUCGCCGGUCGAAAGUGAUUGAGCUGAACACUGAGUGGCGGGAUUUGAGGCGAUCGACGUUCGUUGCUGCGAAGGGGCCCCCACUCCCCGGCGAGGCCUUGCAGGACGUGCAGGAUGCCCCCCCACGGCCAUGACAUCAAUGUGCCUCGUGUACUAUUCCGAGAUUCAAGGGGACCCCCUCCCUGCAACUUGCAGACGCCUCGGGAACGGGAGAAGUUCCCAUGAAGUCGGUCGCCUUGUUCAGCACUUCCGAUCGGUGCGAGCAUUUCGGACCGGCGUUGAACUUAUGGAGUCCUCUGGUCUAGCACCAAUUGAGACGAGGCUCAGAGGCUCAAAAGAAAGCUGUCUCUGGUGUGGACCAAUCAGCUUCAAAGACAAUGCCAAUAUUAUUAUCAGAGUGUUUUUUGUUUGCAUUUUGACCACACGUAUUGUGGUUAAUGCAAAACAUGAUUCAUUGUAAAAAGGUUUCAGUUUUGUUGCCAGAAAAAGGGGGAAAACCCCCCUAUUAUGUUAAAUGUUGUGGACACGAAGCAGUCGCUCGCGAACGUUCGUUGACUGCGCAUUAGGCGAGGCCUGUUACUUCUCCAAUCGCCGUUGGUUGAGACCGUGAGCGAUCGGAGUUUAAUUGUCUUAAACACGUUCCUUCGGAGUGGGCAGGUAGGAACUUGGUUGGACAGCGCAUUCGUGCUCGACAGACAGACAAAUAAUCCCUGGUGGGCAGUGUGGAAGCUGUUGUUCCUACUGUAUAAGUGUAGUGUGUCGUGUAUAGUGUAGUGUGUAGGUUAAACGUUGAGUUUUAUAAGGGCACCACGGGGUGACCAGCCCCAACCCACCCAGCCCCUCCCCACCCAGCCCCUCUCCACCCUAUCCUCCCCACCCAGCCCCACUCUCCCCACCCAGCCCCACCCUCCCCACUGUUGUAUCUAUACCCUUUUUAAAAAAUUAAUAUUAAGAAUAAUUCUGCCAACAUAUAUAAUUUUUUAAUAGACCCGGUGGCAACUUGGGAGCAAACAAAGACGAGCGGAAAACCCGUUUCCCAACUCCACAGCAGAUGCGUGCACACCUCGCUUCAAAGGCCAGAAAGCAGGAAAGAGACAGCCAUCAAAUGUCAUAAAACCUUCCCGAAUUUCACACAAGAGAAAAAAGGAGGGGGGAAUUGCAAGCGGGUGUUAGGAUAACACCCGCUGUUCAAAAAGCCCCCCUCACGACACAAGGACAGGCCCCACGAAGAAUAUAUAUUUAUUAUAUUCUUAACAAAAAAAAUAGCAUUGACAACAAGAAAGCACAGACGGGUUUUGAACCAUGUUAGUUAAACAAAGUUACCAACUUAGCCAUGAAGAUUAAGCAAACAUUAUCUAUCCUCGCUCCAAUUGGAAACCAGACUACAGUCUGCACCAGGGUCCUGAUUCAUCAUUUGUUAAUUAAAUACGGACAUUAUUUACCCUUAAUAAUUUCUACGCGGCCGGGCCGAAGCAUCAAAGAAUUAUUAUGGCAGUCAGGGUCGCUCCUAAACAAAAAACAAAUUCCCUAGGCUAAAAAAAUAAGUACGAAAUUAAAGUGGAUCUCCUAGGGAGUUAAGGGCGGAGAAGUCUAUCAUAAUUAACCAACAGGCAACACUCCAGGGAAAGCGAGCAGCUCACAGGCGUCUUUGUCUUCCCGAGAUAAACGGCCAGAGCACACACAGAGCCGGGAAAUGGCCCUCAUAAAAGUUCGUGGCGAGCAGGCGACGGCUCGAGAAAGGAAAUCAGAUGCUUCUAUAAACAAAUAAAUAAAACACGCGCAGUGUGCUCCAACGAUGGAGCACAGACGUCUUUGUCUCCCCGCAGCACGGACAGCAAGAUUUGCGCACAUUUCCCCAUAGGGAGAUCAAACCACGAUGAAAUACCGUGAACACGGCUACGGCAUGCCUUGAGUCACUUGCAAUCAAAUCACAAUAAUACUAAGCACCAAAAGUGUCUCAUUUUAACUUCCAGACCAGGCAUACGGCUUGGAGCCGCAUGAGACAAAGGAUAAACGCCAAGAGCGGGGGAGGGGAUUAUAGAGCUCGCUUAACGUGUAGGCUUUCGCGACCAAUAUUAUUCAUAAUCAAAAACGUGGAUUAUGAUUUUGUAACCUCGGUACGAACGCGAAUCGUCGGUCUGGUUUAGUUUGAUGACUCAUGUUACGCCGGUUCGCGAGGAAGCCCCCACCCCUCCUUCCAGAAUUAUUGCGGGCAGCUGUGUCUUUAAAAAAACCUUUCCUCCAAUAAAGCACAUACAGACACACACACGACACACACAGACGGACACACACACGACACACGGACGCAGAUGUGUCCACACACAACAGAAGGAAAAAGUUCCGGCCUUUGAACAACUCGAAAAAAACCAAGUGGAUUUUCCCGAUAUAAGCCGAGGAAAAAUCCAUUCAACUCAGAUCACCAGGGCUCAGGGCCUCCAGAUCACCAGGGCUCAGGGCCCCCAUCUCUCCGGGGCUCCGGCCCCCACCUCUCACCAGGGCUCCGGCCCCCAUCUCAUCUCGACGCCGACAAUGAAGAAGCUCUUCCGUCAUCCAGAAUGACGAUGUUCGCGGGGUAGCGACGUGCAUCGACAAGCUGAGGUCUGCACCACCUAAGAAGAAUCGCCACACUGAGCCGCCAAGCUGCGAGUGAAGCUGACGGAGAUUACGACCGUGCAAAUCUUUCGGUCGUUUUUUAACCCACUUCCCGUGAUCCAAUCGAGCUGACAUUUUGCACACAGACUCGUUGUGCGUGAGAAUUUAUUUUUGUGAAAUUUUUUUUUCUAAAUUUGACACUUUUUAGGAAAAAAUAAUUAUAUUUAAUUACCAAUUGCUUAAUGAUGGCAGGCAAUCAUCUGACCCAUAGGUGGCAGCCAUCUCAAGCCAGAGGACGAGAGGACUCUAGCCGCCACGCAUAUAAAGGAUUUAUAGUGAAAAACUAUGUUUUUACGGGUUCAUUGUUUUCUUUUCAAGGCUUCCAUUUUAUGAAAGGAGCCACCCUCCCCCAGUUCCAUUUUGUGAAUGAAACAUUCCCGUCUCCUCAUUGGCCCGAGUCGCGGCGGUGCCCCCCUCUACCAACCCAAACCCACCGCUCCCAUUGGUCGGCGCCACCAAGCCAAUGGGAGGGCUCUGGUGGGGCGGGGCCAUGCACGACAGACAGACAAAUAAUCUCUGGUGGGCAGUGUGGAACUGUUGUUCUUACCUGUAUAAUCUCUGGUGGUCAGUGUGGAACUGUUGUUCCUACCUGUAUAAUCCCUGGUGGGCAGUGUGGAACUGUUGUUCUUACCUGUAUAAUCUCUGGUGGUCAGUGUGGAACUGUUGUUCCUACCUGUAUAAUCCCUGGUGGGCAGUGUGGAACUGUUGUUCCUACCUGUAAUAAGUUGGGACGUCAGCAAAAGACAAGAAAGCAGAGAGCUGUAGAUGAAGAGAUAACUUUACAUGAAGGAGGGAGCUGCGUGUGAUGGUGGAUAAAUUGAUUUCAAAGCUUACCUGUCUCUGCGUGCUGGUUUGAAGAAUGUCUGCUCCACCCUGCUAAUACUGGACACGAUUAUUAAGCAUGAUAAUGGUGUUGCCAUACUACAGUGACAUUAUAAAGUACCAUUAUCAUGAGGAAAUGAGACUGGACAUGAACGUAUGUUGAAUCGUUUAAGUCCGUUAAACAGCUGCAAUACCUUUCACACGUCCUCAUUACGUGAUUUUGGAUCAUAUCAUUCCAUUUAAAGGUAUUUGAUGUCAGAAAACACAUUCUAUCAGAAUCAGAUGUUUAAGUAAAACACUGAGCUAAGAAGCUAUUUCCUAUUGAGAUGAGACUGGGCAGACAACAUCAAAGGGUUUAAAAUUAGAACAUAUUAGUUAUGAAAGACAGUGUCAUGAGGCACGUAUAGUUUAAACAUAUAUACUUAAUAAGACACUCAUCAACACUGAAUUUCAAGACAGCGAUGGCAGCGAGGCCAAUUUGACCUUGGACGUGGGGGCCAUGUCAAAGAGUUUAAACAAAAAGUCUAAAAUCACUUGAAUCAACAACUCCAUUGACUCUCACGAACCCGUAUCGGGACCAUGAUUGCAUUAACGAGGCGCGUGGCAGUAGCUUGUCUUAUACACGCCACGCCGGAUCACACAAUGGGAGCGCACGCGUGAAACUGCCACCAUGCAAUGAGUGAAUCCUCGCGGUGAUUGGCCUGGAGCGGAAGAUGGGCAGAGACACGCGCGGGUAAUUAUGCCACGUGAUGUAAGCUCUCUCAAUGGACUCUCACCAGACUCGUAUUCGAACCGUGAUUGCAUUCACGAGGCGCCAGCGCGCGUGGCUCGACUUAAUAAUGGCUGCCCACACAAAAUGGCCGCGCGUGCAGGAAGCGCCACCCAUUCAAUUAGCGAAUCCUCGCGCUGAUUGGCUCGUGAUGAUUGCCUUAUCCCUCCCACCCCCAUGAUUGGCCAGGGAUGGGAAGGCACGCCCAAGUGAUUGUACCACGUGAUGCGCGCUCCCUUGUAUAUAAAGGAGGGCAGAACCAUCAUAAACUAUCUGCUCCCCACGGAUUUGGCUGAGAGGUAAGUGCGGACCCUAGUGUAAUAUGAUUUGCUGUGGCCUUGUCCAUCUAUGUUGUAAGCGUUCGCAAAAAGUUCACUAGCGCCUCGUCUCGCUGUAAUUUCUCAAGCAUCCCUUCUCGGUACCAUUUGUAAUUCUCACCCUCCACGCAUAUUAUCGUAAUUAGGAAUCUACUUUGUUCAGAGCGUCGUGUGCCAGUCUACCGGGUAACUAAUUUUUUUACUGACCUGAAAUCUGAGGGAUUGUAUGGCUUGAGCUAAAAAGUCCUGUAACACCAGCUCUGAUUCACAGUUCAUGGGAGUUCUCUGAAUUCCGUUUUGAAUCGUGGUGUUCCCCUUUAUUGUUUUAAAAUGUAAGACGAAUAAAAUGUGACCCUUGCCACAAGCCUAACAAGA